Molecule: messenger RNA, 6693 nt
Organism: Canis lupus familiaris (dog)
Lineage: Eukaryota; Metazoa; Chordata; Mammalia; Carnivora; Canidae
Gene: SCN10A
Product: sodium voltage-gated channel alpha subunit 10
Biological process (GO): sodium ion transmembrane transport; membrane depolarization during action potential; AV node cell action potential
Cellular component (GO): plasma membrane; axon; voltage-gated sodium channel complex
Molecular function (GO): voltage-gated sodium channel activity involved in cardiac muscle cell action potential
Source: RefSeq, marked provisional
CACCUUCACUGAAGUCACAAACAAGUAUAAGUCUUUGCAGAGCUAGGGGGUCUCCGACUCACUUCCCCUACCAGAACUGCUCACUAGCCUCUCUGGGAGAACAGGCGUCAGCCGGAGUUUCUUCUUGCUCUGCCUGAGUGUUAGGCUGAACGUGUAUUCUAGGAGCUCAUGGAUUCCAGUGGAGGCGAGCUGGGAUAGAAGAGAGGAUCUCUUACCUAGAAGACAAGCAAGAUUGAGCCAGCAAAGAAGAAUGAGAAGAUGGAAUUUCCCUUUGGGUCCCUGGAAACUACCAACUUUCGUCGAUUCACUCCAGAGUCCCUGGUGGAGAUUGAAAAGAGAAUUGCUGCCAAGCAGGCAGCAAAGAAAGCAAAAGGUAAGCACAGGGAGCAGAAGGACCAAGAAGAGAAGCCUCGGCCUCAGCUAGACUUGAAGGCUUGCAACCAGCUGCCCAAGUUCUACGGUGAGCUCCCAGCAGAGCUGGUUGGAGAGCCCCUGGAGGAUUUGGACCCCUUCUACAGCACACACCGGACAUUUAUGGUGCUGGACAAAGGGAGGACCAUUUCCCGGUUUAGUGCUACUCGGGCCCUGUGGUUAUUCAGUCCUUUCAACCUGAUCAGAAGAACAGCCAUCAAAGUGUCUGUCCACUCGUGGUUCAGUUUAUUUAUUACAGUCACUAUUUUGGUCAAUUGUGUGGGCAUGACCCAAACCGAGCUUCCAGACAGAAUCGAGUAUGUCUUCACUGUCAUUUACACCUUUGAAGCCUUGAUAAAGAUACUGGCAAGAGGAUUUUGUCUAAAUGAGUUUGCUUACCUGCGAGAUCCUUGGAACUGGCUGGAUUUUAGUGUCAUUACCCUGGCAUACAUUGGUGAAGCAACAGCUCUCCGAGGGAUCUCAGGCUUGCGGACGUUCAGAGUUCUUAGAGCUUUAAAAACAGUUUCUGUGAUCCCAGGGCUGAAGGUCAUUGUGGGAGCUCUGAUCCACUCAGUGAGGAAACUGGCAGAUGUGACCAUCCUCACUGUCUUCUGCUUGAGUGUCUUUGCUCUGGUGGGCCUACAGCUCUUCAAGGGCAACCUCAAGAACAAAUGUGUCAAGAAUUGUGCAGCUCUCAAUGAAACGGGCAAUUACUCCUCUUAUGGAAAACAAGAGUGGAAUUUCUGCCAUAGGGACGAAGAUUUCUACUAUAACAAGCCUGGCACUUCAGAUCCCUUACUGUGUGGCAAUGGAUCUGAUGCAGGCCACUGCCCUAAAGGUUAUCUCUGUCUUAAAACAUCUGACAACCCAGAUUUUAACUACACCAGCUUUGAUUCCUUUGCUUGGGCUUUCCUGUCACUGUUCCGCCUCAUGACACAGGAUUCCUGGGAACGCCUCUACCAGCAGACCCUGAGGGCAUCUGGGAAAAUGUAUAUGGUCUUUUUCGUGCUUGUCAUCUUCUUGGGAUCCUUCUACCUGGUCAAUUUGAUCUUGGCUGUGGUCACCAUGGCAUAUGAGGAGCAGAACCAGGCAACCAUUGAUGAAAUUGAAGCCAAGGAGAAGACAUUUCAAGAGACCCUGGAGAUGCUCCAGAAGGAGCAAGAGGUGCUGGCAGCGCUGGGGAUUGACACAGCCUCUCUCCAUUCCUACAAUGGCUCACCUUUACCCUCCAAAAAUGCCAGUGAGAGAAUGCGCAGAAUGAAACCAAGGGUGUCAGAGGGCUCCACAGAUGACAACAAAUCACCUCAAUCUGAUCCUUACAACCAACGCAGAAUGUCUUUCCUAGGCCUCACUUCUGGAAGACGCAGGGCUAGUCAUGGCAGUGUGUUCCAUUUCCGUACCCCUUGCCUGGAUACCUCAUUCCCUGACGGGGUCACAGAUGAUGGAGUCUUUCCUGGAGACCGUGAGAGCCAUCGGGGCUCCCUGCUGCUGGGUGGAGGUACCAGCCAGCAAGGCCCCCUCCUAAGGAGUCCACUGCCUCAACCCUCUAACCCUGGCUCAGGACAUGGAGAAGACGGACACUCCACAUUGCCCACUGGUGAGCUUGCCCCUGGAGGCAUCGAAGUCUCGGCAUUUGAUGCAGGACAGAAGAAGACUUUCUUAUCAGCAGAAUACUUGAAUGAACCUUUCCGAGCCCAAAGGGCAAUGAGUGUGGUCAGCAUCAUGACCUCUGUCCUUGAAGAACUCGAGGAGUCCGAACGGAGAUGCCCACCCUGCUUGACCAGCUUCGCUCAGAAGUAUCUGAUCUGGGAGUGCUGCCCCACAUGGGUGAAGCUCAAGACGGUUCUCUUUGGCAUUGUGACGGACCCCUUUGCGGAGCUCACUAUCACCUUGUGCAUUGUGGUAAACACAGUCUUCAUGGCCAUGGAGCACCACGGCAUGAGCUCUGCCUUUGAAGCCAUGCUCCAGAUAGGCAACAUUGUCUUUACUGUGUUUUUUACUGCUGAAAUGGUCUUCAAAAUCAUUGCCUUCGACCCCUACUAUUACUUCCAGAAGAGAUGGAACAUCUUUGACUGCAUCAUUGUCACUGUGAGCCUGAUAGAGCUGGGUGCGGCCAGGAAGGGGAGCCUGUCAGUGCUGCGGACCUUCCGCUUGCUGCGGGUCUUUAAGCUGGCCAAGUCCUGGCCAACCUUAAACACACUCAUCAAGAUCAUCGGGAACUCAGUGGGGGCACUAGGAAACCUCACCAUCAUCCUGGCCAUCAUUGUCUUUGUCUUCGCUCUGGUUGGUAAACAGCUACUUGGGGAAAACUACCGUGACAACCGGCGCAAUAUCUCUGCGCCCAAUGAAGAAUGGCCACGCUGGCACAUGCAUGACUUCUUCCACUCCUUCCUCAUCGUCUUCCGGAUCCUGUGUGGAGAGUGGAUUGAGAACAUGUGGGCCUGCAUGGAAGUUGGCCAGAAAUCCAUAUGCCUCAUCCUUUUCUUGACAGUGAUGGUGCUGGGGAACCUGGUAGUCCUCAACUUGUUCAUCGCCCUGCUGCUGAACUCCUUCAGUGCCGACAACCUUGCAACUCCAGAUGAAGAUGGGGAGGUGAACAACCUGCAGGUGGCCCUGGCACGGAUCCAGGCAUUUGGCCAUCGUACCAAGAAGGCCAUUUGCAACUUCUUCACUAGGCCCUGCCUGCUGCCCUGGCCCAAGGCAGAGCCCCAGCUGGUGGUGAAACUCCCACUCUCCAGCUCCAAAGCUGAGAACCACAUUGCUGCUAAUGCAGCUGUGGGGAGCCCUGGAGGGCUCUCAGUGUCCAGAGGCCUCAGGGACGACCACAGUGACUUCAUCACCAAUCCUAACAUAUGGGUCUCUGUGCCCAUUGCAGAGGGUGAAUCUGACCUCGAUGACCUGGAGGAAGAUGGUGAGGAGGAUUCUCAGAGUUCCCAGCAGGAAGUGAUCCUCCAAGGGCAGGAGCAGCUGCAAGUCGAGACGUGUGAGGGCCACACGGCGCCCAGGAGCCCAGGCUCUGGAAUGUCCUCUGAGGACCUGGCUUCCUACGUGGAUGAGAAGUGGAAAGACGAGGCUGUUGCCCAGGCGCCUGCAGAGGGAGGGGACGACAGCAGCUCCUCAGAGGGCAGCACGGUGGACUGCCUGGAUCCCGAGGAGAUCCUGAGGAAGAUCCCUGAGCUGGCAGAUGACCUUGAAGAGCCAGAUGACUGCUUCACGGAAGGCUGUCUUCGCCGCUGUCCCUGCUGUAAAGUGGACAUCAGCAAGUUUCCAUGGACUGUGGGAUGGCAGGUGCGCAAGACCUGCUACCGCAUCGUGGAGCACAGCUGGUUUGAGAGUUUCAUCAUCUUCAUGAUCCUGCUCAGCAGUGGGUCUCUGGCCUUUGAAGACUAUCACCUUGACCAGAAGCCCACAGUGAAGGCCUUGCUGGAAUAUACUGACAGGAUGUUUACUUUUAUCUUCGUGCUGGAGAUGUUGCUCAAGUGGGUGGCCUACGGCUUUAAGAAGUACUUCACCAAUGCCUGGUGCUGGCUGGACUUUCUCAUCGUGAACAUCUCCCUGAUAAGCCUUAUAGCGAAGAUCCUGCAAUAUUCUGAUGUGGCAUCCAUCAAAGCCCUUCGGACCCUCCGUGCCCUGAGGCCCCUGCGGGCUCUGUCUCGAUUCGAAGGCAUGAGGGUGGUUGUAGAUGCCCUGGUGGGUGCCAUCCCAUCCAUCAUGAAUGUCCUCCUCGUCUGCCUCAUCUUCUGGCUCAUCUUCAGCAUCAUGGGUGUGAACUUCUUUGCGGGGAAGUUUGGGCGAUGCAUCAACAAAACCAAUGAAUACUUUUCUCUUGUGCCUUUGUCUAUUGUGAAUAACAUAUCUGACUGUAAAUAUCAGAACCACACUGGCAGCUUCUUCUGGGUCAAUGUGAAGGUCAACUUUGAUAAUGUUGCAAUGGGUUACCUAGCACUUCUGCAGGUGGCAACCUUUAAAGGCUGGAUGGACAUAAUGUAUGCAGCUGUUGAUGCCCGAGAUGUGAACUUGCAGCCCAAGUGGGAGGACAACGUGUACAUGUACUUGUACUUUGUCAUCUUCAUCAUUUUUGGUGGCUUCUUCACACUCAAUCUCUUCGUUGGGGUCAUAAUUGACAACUUCAAUCAACAGAAAAAAAAGUUAGGGGGCCAGGACAUCUUCAUGACAGAGGAGCAAAAGAAGUACUAUAAUGCCAUGAAGAAGCUAGGCUCUAAGAAGCCCCAGAAGCCCAUCCCACGGCCCCUGAACAAGUACCAGGGCUUUGUCUUUGACAUUGUGACCAAACAAGCUUUUGACAUUGUCAUCAUGGUCCUCAUCUGCCUCAACAUGAUCACCAUGAUGGUGGAGACUGAUGAGCAGAGUGCAGAAAAGACAAAAAUUCUUAACAAAAUCAACCAGUUCUUUGUGGCUGUCUUUACGGGCGAGUGUGUCAUGAAGAUGUUUGCCUUGCGGCAUUACUACUUCACCAAUGGUUGGAAUGUGUUUGACUUCAUUGUUGUGGUCCUCUCCAUUGGAAGCCUGGUGUUUUCUGUAAUACUUACGUCACUUGAAAAUUACUUCUCUCCAACGCUCUUCCGAGUCAUCCGCCUGGCCCGAAUUGGCCGCAUCCUCAGGCUUAUACGAGCAGCCAAGGGAAUCCGCACACUACUCUUUGCCCUUAUGAUGUCCUUGCCUGCCCUCUUCAACAUAGGGCUUCUGCUCUUCCUUGUCAUGUUCAUCUACUCCAUCUUCGGCAUGGCUAGCUUCCCCCAUGUAAGUUGGGAAGCUGGCAUCGAUGACAUGUUCAACUUUCAGACCUUCGCCAACAGCAUGCUGUGCCUCUUCCAGAUCACCACGUCGGCUGGCUGGGAUGGCCUCCUCAGCCCCAUCCUCAACACGGGGCCCCCUUACUGUGACCCCAAUCUACCCAACAGCAAUGGCUCCCGGGGGAACUGUGGGAGCCCGGCUGUGGGCAUCCUCUUCUUCACCACAUACAUCAUCAUCUCCUUCCUCAUCGUGGUCAACAUGUACAUUGCAGUGAUUCUGGAGAACUUCAAUGUGGCCACACAGGAGAGCAGUGAACCUCUGAGUGAGGAUGACUUCGAUAUGUUCUAUGAGACCUGGGAGAAGUUUGACCCAGAGGCCACUCAGUUUAUUACCUUUUCUGCCCUCUCAGACUUUGCAGACACCCUUUCUGGCCCCCUGCGAAUCCCAAAACCCAAUCAGAAUAUAUUAAUCCAGAUGGACCUGCCCUUGGUCCCUGGAGAUAAGAUUCACUGUUUGGACAUUCUUUUUGCCUUCACUAAGAAUGUUCUGGGAGAAUCCGGAGAGUUGGAUUCUCUGAAGGCGAAUAUUGAAGAGAAGUUUAUGGCAACUAAUGUCUCAAAAGCAUCCUAUGAACCAAUAGCAACCACCCUCCGGUGGAAGCAGGAAGACAUUUCAGCUACUGUCAUUCAAAAGGCCUAUCGGAGCUAUGUGCUACACCGCUCCAUGACAAUUUCCAACCCCCCAGCUGUGCCCAGGGCAGAGGAGGCUGUGCCACCCCCAGAUGAAGCUUUUGUUGAAUUCAUGGUAAAUGAAAAUUGUGCACUCCCAGACAAAUCUGAAACUGCAUCUGCCGCAUCUUUCCCACCAUCCUAUGACAGUGUCACUAGAGGCCUUAGUGAUCAAAUCAAUAUGAGCACAUCUAGCUCAAUGCAGAAUGAAGAUGAAGGCACCAGUAAGAAAGUGACUGCUCCUGGGCCCUAGUGAGGACACUCUAGUAUGGACCUAAUCAGUUCUGAUGUGAACUUCUGCUCUGUGAUAACUCUUUCCCACUAUAGGUGGCAACCAGCUACCACCUCACCAAUGCAUGCCACCAGUCACAGUAUCAGAACUGGGCAAAGAAUGAAAUUGGUGCCCACCUUUGGAGAAGCCCUCAAAACCAAUAGGAGUCAGAAGCCAAGAGCAUCUCCACUGUGACUACCCUUUUGAAUUUCAGUAUCAGAUAAUGUAUCUCUUACUUUCCAGAAAAUGUCCCUGGUCCUUUCAUUUUAAUUGUGACCAGAACUUAUAUUUACGGUGACAAACUUCUCAGGACCAGAAUUUCCAAAGAUAUAUGGUAAGGAUGUUGCUGAAGGUCCAAGGUAGUCUUCUGUGAAUCCCAAACAGAAACUGACAAUGUUAUUUAGGAUUUUGCAUGACUGCAUGUUGAGAGCUGCCAGACAAUUGCUCCUGCCCAAGGUAACACCUGUGGUCUAUGUCAUGAAAGAACUUUGAGAUAUCCAUUAAAAUUAAUAUUUUUAGAGGUAUAUC